This is a messenger RNA of Juglans regia (Persian walnut), 885 nucleotides long. RefSeq lists its product as uncharacterized. The record is from RefSeq and is a predicted model, not a curated record. Lineage: Eukaryota; Viridiplantae; Streptophyta; Magnoliopsida; Fagales; Juglandaceae. The coding region runs from base 111 to 731 and encodes 206 amino acids. The transcript is spliced from 4 exons.
GAACUUUACAAUUUGGCACGCCAGGAGAGGCAUACGAAUCUACGAUACCAAAGCGGAGGGAGGAGGGGAGAGGAGAGGAGAAAGGUGUACAAGGGGAAGGAAGGAGUGGAAUGAAUUUAGAGUGCUCCGAUCCGAGUCUCUGGAAAGAGGCUCUUUCAUCCUACUCAACUCGCAUUCAAUCCCUCGACAAACCCAAUUUAAUUUCCCUCGACCACUUCUACUGCAACCAACUCCCUCCAAUUCUUCACCAACGAAACCCUAACCCCUACAUCACCACCACUGAACUCUCCACUCUCAUGCAAUGGAAGCUCACGCGUGGCAAAUGGAGGCCGCGUUUGUUGGACUUCGUUUCUUCUUUGGAUGAGGUCCUGGUGAAAUCCACAUCCCAAAAGGCAUUUCAGUCUCUUCCCGAUGUCUCCAAGGCUGUGUCCGAGCUUACGGUGCUCAAAGGCGUUGGUCCUGCUACCGCCUCCGCUAUUUUGGCCGCUUACGCCCCGGAUUUGGCACCGUUCAUGUCUGAUGAGGCUAUGGAGGCGGCCCUUGGGAACUCAAAAGAUUAUUCACUCAAGCAGUACCUGCUGUUCGCUGAUAAACUCCAGACUAAAGCAAAGGAAUUAAGUUCAGAAGACGAUACCUUCACUCCAUCAGAUGUAGAAAGGGCUUUGUGGAGUGUUGCUGUAGGGGCCAAGAUUAAUCCAUCUAAAACCUCCAAGAGGAAGAGAAAAAGUUGAUUUAGCGUCGAGGAAGUUGACUACAAUGCAUAUUCAGUUUUCUAAAACUAUGUCCUCUGUAAGUCUUAUAUGUUCUUACAGCUUGUUCAAGGCCCUUAACUGACAGUUGUAAAUUUUUAUUUACUUAAUGCUAAACCUUUUUUUCUUUUUGCUA